UUUAUAAAACAAAUUAUUGGUCAAACGUAUUCCGAGAAUAACCUCAGAUUAUAAUGUAAUUCAAUCAUUAUAAUCUGAUAAAUAACAAUUGUUAUAAAAUAAAAGACGAGGUAAAUCCCCUUUGAGUCGCACCGUGCGGAAGGCCGCCCCCUGUCGGCGGACGUCGGACUGCAGCCGUCACACAAAGCCUUUCUAGAAUAACCACUUCGGCUUCGGGAUAAAGUCUGAUCGUUUUGAUUAAGAACAUGUGACUUAACUUCAUAUGUAAUCUGCUGGAAACUGAAACGCGUUAAAUGCUUUGAUUAUCCAGAUUUGACCCAUCUUUUAGUCUGUUUUUAGAAAGGACCGGUUGGAAGUUGGAACGUACUGCGGCUCCCGGCCAAUCAGAAGUGAGUAUUUUUCGCGCUGGUCGGAGCAGAGUUUGAGUUUCCCGCUCGUGAUAAACCUCUGAUGGACUUUAUCACUUUUAUCCGUUGUGGAGGAUUUUAACAGCUGAGCUCAGUGGAUGGGAUGGAGGGCGUAGGAAGCUCCCUGCCCUCAAUGCCUGAGCCGGCCAGCCCGCUCAGCAUGAAGCCUCAGUCCGACCCCGCCCGCAAGGGCCGCACCGACCCCAGCACCGACCCCACUCUCCUGCUGGACCCGGCCGCCCUGGUCCAGGACGGCGCUCUACAGAAGAUGGCGGCCCACAAUAACAACAACAACAACCACCACGAGCGGCUGAAGGACCUGACCUCCCGCGUGCUGAACGGCGACCAAGACAAGCUGCCCAAGCUGUGUUCCCCCCCGGACAUCCCCGUCCUGAAGGGUGCCGACGCCCCGCCCGCCAUCGCCUCCCUACAGCGCAAAGCACCGCCCCCCACAGUGGACCCGGGCCCGAAGGGGCAGCUCACCCAUCUGGCCAGUGAGUUUAUCUUCUCCGGGAGCGAUGACGUGAAGAAGAGGAGGGGGAGGGCACCCAAAACCAAACCUCCUGUAAAGUCCCUCCCCCAAACCAGUCCCACGAGGCCCACAACCUCCGCCACCGGCACCAGCGGCCACCUGCCCAACGGCACCAGCGGCCACCUGCCCAACGGCACCACCGGCCACCUGCCCAACGGCACCACCGGCCACCUGCCCAACGGCACCACCGGCCACCUGCCCAACGGCACCACCGGCCUGCUGCCAAACGGCCCUUCCAGCUUACUGCCCAUCGGCACCACCAACACCACCAACACCACCAGCCUCUUGCCCACUGGCAUCACCAGCCUCCUGCUCACUGGCACCACCAACACCACCAGCAUCUUGCCCACAGGAGCCACCAGCACCACUGUGGCCUCCUCCCAGCUGCCCCAGCUGUCCCUCCAGCAGGAGGUGAAGGAUAAAGAGGAGGUUGGAGAGGAGGCGACGGAGAGCCAGGGCAUUAAGGAGGUGCAGCCAGCGGUUGGAGAGAAGGAGACGGAGAGCCCUAAGGAGCAGGAGCAGGUGGUUGGAGAGGAGGAGGAGGCCGAGAGCGUUAAGGAGCAGGAGCAGGUGGUUGGAGAGGAGGAGGCCGAGAGCGUUAAGGAGCAGGAGCAGGUGGUUGGAGAGGAGGAGGCCGAGAGCGUUAAGGAGCAGGAGCAGGUGGUUGGAGAGGAGGAGGCCGAGAGCAUUAAGGAGCAGGAGCAGGUGGUUGGAGAGGAGGAGGCCAAGAGCAUUAAGGAGCAGGAGCAGGUGGUUGGAGAGGAGGAGGCCGAGAGCGUUAAGGAGCAGGAGCAGGUGGUUGGAGAGGAGGAGGCCGAGAGCGUUAAGGAGCAGGAGCAGGUGGUUGGAGAGGAGGAGGCCGAGAGCCAGGGCAUUAAGGAGGUGCAGCCGGCGGUUGAAGCUGUAAAGGAGCAGUCUUCUCCAGUGGUCAGCUUCUCUGUGGGUGAUGUGGUGUGGACCAAGGUGUCGGGAUACCCCUGGUGGCCGUGCAUGGUCUCUACUGACCCAGAGCUGGAGCAUCACACCAAGCCCAAACCCAGAGCCCAUGGUCCUCCAGCGCUCCUGUACCACGUGCAGUACUUCGGGGACUGUCCUGAGCGGGGCUACAUCCUGGAGAGCAACAUGGUGCCGUUCCGUGGAGAGGAACAGUAUGAGCAACUACAACAGGCCAACAAACAGCCAGCCGUCCGUAUUGUCAAGAAGCAGGGUAACGCCUCGGUGCCCAGGAAGUUCCGCGCCCAGUGGAGCGAGGGCGUGGGCCAGGCCCGGGAGGCCCUCGGCCUGUCUCUAGACCAGCGCAUGGAGCGCUACUCCUACGUCUACAGCCCAGACGGGCUGCGCCUCAACCCCCACGUGGUGGAGCAGCUGGCCAGACCCCCCCCGGUGGAGGAGCUGAGGCCAGGGGAGACCCCGGCCGGGGAGCAGGGGGCCGCCUCCCGUCUGGUCCCGCCCCCCCUGGGACAGACGGCCCCGCCGGGCCCUGGCCCGUCAACAGGGCAGCGAGAGGCGGCGGCCAUGGGUGGGAGAGCUGGGAAAGGAGCGCAGGCCGGCCCCAAGAAGAGGCGGAGAGGUCCCUCCAGCGCUGAAGAACACCUCCUGCCCGAGCCUCACAUACAGGAGUCCGGCUCCGCAGUGCGUCCCGAGGCGUCCGCAGAGGUUGGUGGGACUCCGCUGAAGAGGAAGAGGAAGAGGGCAAUCCAGAAAAACACAACCAACGCACUUUCAGCAACCCUCAGCAAACCAGACGUAGCAGUGAAGAAAAGGUCCAGGAAACCUCCAGCCCUGACCGCCCUCUCUGCCAAGAAGAAGACGUCCGCCAAGACUCCGGCAACGAAAAGUACAGCCGAGCAGGAGGACCAGAAGCCCAAGAGGAAACGCAACACUGGCAAACAGACGGACAAACCAAAGGUGGGGAAGCUAGAGACGCCCAAGAGGCAGAGGCAGAGGAAGAGGAAUUACACAGAGGAAGCUGCUGAACCAGCCAAGAAGAGGAGGAAAGGCUCUGUCUCGGUCGACCAAUCACCUCAGAAGCAGCCAAGCUGCAAGAGGAAACAGGAAGUGGACCCUCAGGCCACGCCGUCCAAGGCCAAGAAGAGGCGUUCCUCUCCCUGUCCCGAGUCAGAGGGCUCUGGCAGUGAGGAGCGUCCCGACUCGCCCAGUGACUGCCUGGACGACCCCAAGAAGACGGAGAGACUCAGCGGAGCCAGGAAGGAGCUGGUCUGCCAGGUGUGUGAGCAGCCCGCUGAGGACCUGCUGGCCUGUGAGGGUCCGUGUUUUGGGAUGUUCCACCUGUCCUGCUUGGGUCUCACCGUGAGGCCAGAGGAUAAGCUCCUGUGUCAGGAGUGUACGACAGACAUCCACCCCUGCUUCGUCUGUAAGCAGACCGAGGGUCCGGCGGCUCUGGGGGCUGCGCUGCGGCGCUGCUACGUGCCCAACUGUGGGAAGCUGUACCACGAGGCCUGCGCCCGCCUCAACCCGCUCAGCGUGUUCGACCAGCGCGGCCUCCGCUGCCCACUGCACACCUGCCUCAGCUGCCACCUGGGCUGCCGCUCCAACGGCAAGGCCACCAAGGGUAAGAUGAUGCGGUGCCUGCGCUGCCCGGUAGCCUACCAUGUAGGAGAUGUGUGUGUGUCUGCCGGCAGCCAGGUGGUCACCAGCACGGCACUGGUCUGCACCAGCCACUUCAACGCCAAGAAGGGCUACAGCCACCACAGCCACGUCAACGUCAGCUGGUGCUUCGUCUGCUCCAAAGGGGGUCAGCUGCUGUGCUGUGAGUCGUGUCCGGCCGCGUUCCAUCCGGACUGUCUCAACAUCUCCAUGCCCGAGGGCAGCUGGUUCUGCAACGACUGCCGGGCCGGGAAGAAGCCCAAGUACCAGGACGUGAUCUGGGUCAAACUGGGCACCUACAGGUGGUGGCCGGCAGAGAUCCGACACCCGCGCACCGUGCCCACCAACAUCCAGCACCUGCGCCACCAGAUCGGAGAGUUCCCCGUCUUCUUCUUUGGCUCCAAGGACUUCUUCUGGACCCACCAGGGCCGGGUGUUCCCCUACAUGGAGGGCGACCGCGGCAGCCGGCACCAGAAGACCAACAUAGGCAAGGUCUUCAAGAACGCUCUUCUGGAGGCGGAGGAACGCUUCAAGGAGACCAAGCUGAAGCGAGAGACCAAGGAGGCUCAGGAGAACAACAAGAAACCUCCCCCCUACAAGUUCAUCAAGGUGAACCGGCCCUGCGGGAAGGUGCAGGUGAGCACGGCGGACGUGUCGGAGAUCCCCAAGUGUAACUGCCGUCCGUCGGACGAGCGUCCGUGCGGCUUCGAGUCGGAGUGCCUGAACCGCAUGCUGCUGUACGAGUGCCACCCCCAGGUGUGCCCCAACGGGACCCGCUGCUGCAACCAGGACUUCAGCAAGCGCCUGUACCCCGACACCAAGAUCAUCAAGACCGCCGGCAAGGGCUGGGGCCUCAUCUGCCUCCGCGACAUCAAGAAGGGUGAGUUUGUGAACGAGUACAUCGGGGAGCUGAUCGAUGAGGAGGAGUGCCGAGCCCGGAUCCGGUUCGCCCAGGAGAACAACAUCUCCCACUUCUACAUGCUCACCAUCGACAAGGACCGGAUAAUCGAUGCCGGGCCCAAGGGCAACUACUCUCGGUUCAUGAACCACAGCUGCCAGCCCAACUGUGAAACGCAGAAGUGGACGGUGAACGGAGACACCCGGGUCGGGCUGUUUGCUGUCUGCCCCAUCCCAGCAGGUACGGAGCUCACCUUCAACUACAACCUGGACUGUCUGGGCAACGAGAAGACGGUGUGUCGCUGCGGCGCGCCCAACUGCAGCGGGUUCCUGGGAGACCGACCCAAGACGUCCAGCGCCGCUCCCUCUGAGAUGAAGGUGAAGAGGGUGAAGAGGAGGAAGAGGAGGAGUGAGGGGAAGCGGUCGGAGGACGAGUGCUUCCGCUGCAGAGACGGGGGACAGCUGGUGAUCUGUGGCAAGAAGAGCUGCACCAAGGCCUACCACCUGGCCUGCCUGGGGCUGGCCAAGAGGCCCUUCGGGCGCUGGGACUGCCCGUGGCACCACUGUGACGUGUGCGGGAGGGCGUCGAAGGCCUUCUGCCAGCUGUGUCCCAACUCCUUCUGCAGCGCCCACCAGGAGGGGGCGCUGCAGGAACGCCCCCCCUCCCCCUCCUCCUCCUCACAGCUGUGCUGCCUAGAGCACGACCUCCAGGACUAAACCACCGGGACUAGACCACCUGGACGAGACCUCCAAGACAAGACCUCCAGGACCCCCCUCUGGACUAGACCACCUGGGAACCCCCUGGACUAGACCACCUGGACUAGACCACCGGGACGAGACCUCCAGGACCCCCCUCUGGACUAGACCACCUGGGAACCCCCUGGACUAGACCACCUGGGAACCCCCUGGACUAGACCACCUGGGAACCCCCUGGACUAGACCACCUGGACUAGACCACCAGGACCCCCCCCUGGACUAGACCACCUUGACUUGACCACCAGGACCCUCCCCUGGACUAGACCACCUGGGCUCCCCCCUGGACUAGACCACCAGGACCCCCCCCUGGACUAGACCACCUGGGCUCCCCCCUGGACUAGACCACCUGGACUAGACCACCGGGCCCCCCCUCUUGGCUAGACCAUCAGGGAUCUCCAGGACCCCCCCCUGGACUAGACCACCAGGACCCCCCCAUGGACUAGACCACCUUGACUAGACCACCAGGACCCCCCCCUGGACUAGACAACCUGGGCUCCCCCCUGGACUAGACCACCAGGACCCCCCCCUGGACUAGACCACCAGGACCCCCCCCGGACUAGACCACCUUGACUAGACCACCAGGACCCCCCCCUGGACUAGACCACCUGGGCUCCCCCCUGGACUAGACCACCUGGACUAGACCACCGGGCCCCCCCUCUUGGCUAGACCAUCAGGGAUCUCCAGGGCUCCCCCCUGGACUAGACCACCUGGACUAGACCACCUGGGAACCCCCUGGACUAGACCACCUGGACCCCCCCUGAACUAGACCACCUGGACUAGACCACCUGGGCUCCCCCCUGGACUAGACCACCGGGCCCCCCCUCUUGGCUAGACCAUCAGGGAUCUCCAGGCCCCCCCCUGGACUAGACCUCCCUUGUCUGAGUCCUCGGGGUCAGUGGUCGGAGGUCCCCUUCUGGACGGAGGCUAGCAGUAGAUGGAUCCCUGUAUUACGUUGUCUGUGAAGCAAUACCAAAAUGAUGAUUGACAUGUUUAGUUCUUCUGGAGAUAGACCAGCUAGCUAGUGGCGACCCAUAGAUUGGAGACGGCUUUUAGUUUGAGUUUGAUCUGAAACUUCCUCUUAAUUUAUUUGGAGAGGAAACGGUUUUUUUCGUAGUUUUCAAAAGGUUUAAAGGGUCUAUAACACUACUGUUAACCUGAAACCGUUCAGUGUUUUAGCUUGUUUAUAAAGAUAUAAGAUAUAUAUAAAUAUAUAGUGUAUACUGAGGUGGCCUCUAGCAGUUACUCUUCCUACUGAUGAAUACAGACAUCAAGAACUCGUCAUCAAAUAUUGUCCAGCAAGUAAACAUUCUCAAAACUGGCUUUCAUUUUACACAACGUCAAGAUAGAGAUGUAUUUUUUUAUUAUUUUUAAUGGCACCUUUUGUUUUUAUUUGUUCUGUUUUCUUUCUCUUCAUUCUGUGUGUGUGUUUUAGUAUGUCCAACUAAUGUGUACAUAAUGUAUAAGUCCUCAUAGUGAUGCAUCUAUUGUAAAUUGAUCUCUUCGGAUUGUUUGGCCUUUUGUUUUUUUUCCGAUGCAGUGCUUUUACACUUUUGUGCAAGAUUUCAUAGCAUUUGAAUCAUGGAAUAAAAGCGGUUGAAAAAGGA
Molecule: messenger RNA, 6803 nt
Organism: Gadus morhua (Atlantic cod)
Lineage: Eukaryota; Metazoa; Chordata; Actinopteri; Gadiformes; Gadidae
Gene: nsd2
Product: nuclear receptor binding SET domain protein 2
Exons: 22
Coding region: 511-5160 (1549 amino acids)
Cellular component (GO): nucleus
Molecular function (GO): histone methyltransferase activity; protein binding
Source: RefSeq, a predicted model, not a curated record